Molecule: messenger RNA, 717 nt
Organism: Ruditapes philippinarum (Manila clam)
Lineage: Eukaryota; Metazoa; Mollusca; Bivalvia; Venerida; Veneridae
Product: microfibril-associated glycoprotein 4-like
Exons: 1
Coding region: 1-717 (238 amino acids)
Source: RefSeq, a predicted model, not a curated record
AUGAUUUAUUUCAAUGCCUUUUUUCAGGAAGGCAGUCAAAAAGUAAAGAGAGUACAAAAACAACCAGAACCUAUUGACUGCCUUGCUCUUUAUCAACAAGGAUACACCGAAGACGGGUUGUAUGUGAUCAAGCCAGGUGUAAGUUCUACUACCGCUGAUGUGUGGUGUGAUAUGACCAAUGGUGGCUGGACGGUUAUACAACGUCGACAAGACGGAUCUGAAGAUUUCUAUAGAAAUUGGGAAGAAUACAAACGUGGAUUCGGAAACAGAAGCGGCGAAUAUUGGCUAGGGCUAGAAAAUAUUUACUAUUUGACUAGUGACAGUAGCUCACUACAUGUAUACCUUGAGGCAUUCAAGAGUGACAAUGUUGGUCCAGUGUCUGCUUUUGCUGAAUAUUCAACAUUUAGAAUUAAUGACGAAAAUGAUAAAUACAGAUUGAGAGUUGAAGGGUUUAACGGCUCUUGUGGUGACUCAAUGUCGUAUCAUAACGAUUGCAAGUUUACAACCAUAGACAGUGAUAACGACAUCUAUAACACAAAUUGCGCAGUAGUUUAUGGGGGAGCUUGGUGGCACAAAUCAUGCCAUCAUUCAAAUCUAAAUGGAUUAUACCUGGACGGAGCCGAUACUGCGUUUGGUCGAGGAAUCAAUUGGCAUUCGUGCUGGGGACAUUAUUACUCUCUAAAGAAAACUGUCAUGAAGAUUAGAAGAAACAAUUAA